AGGUGUGUGAGUAACAUUAUUCUUUCAUUUUUUCUUCCAUGUCCAGUCUUGAAGGAUGAACUCAGUUCAUUUUGUGUCAGCAGCAGCUAUCAUCACCACUCACUCUAACAACCCCAAACUUGUUUCCUUCUUCAAAACCAAAACCAAAACCAAAACCAAACCUUACUCCCUCAAUUGCUCCUUUCACCUUUCCAAGCUCCAAGUUUCAGCGCUCAAGGAUCAGCCUCCCAAGUCAGAGACUCAUAAUACUGCUUCAGAUGAUGAUGAAGGUGCAAAACUUCCACUUGAUGAAAAUGGCGGAAAAAGUUUUGAUCUUGGAUGGUUCCCUGUUUUUCCUCACGUUCUGCUUGCUUCAAUGUCUAAUUUCAUCUUUGGGUAUCAUAUUGGGGUCAUGAAUGGUCCUAUUGUUUCCAUAGCCCAUGAGCUUGGUUUUGAGGGAAAUUCAUUCAUUGAGGGACUUGUGGUCAGCAUAUUUAUUGCUGGUGCAUUUAUUGGGAGCGUAAGCGCUGGUUCUUUGGUGGACAAACUCGGUUGUCGGCUCACGUUUCAGAUUGAUACCAUACCCUUAAUCCUCGGGGCAGUGAUAAGUGCUAAAGCCCAGUCCUUGAAUGAGAUACUUGGAGGAAGAUUUCUUGUUGGUCUUGGUAUAGGUGUGAACACUCUUCUUGUUCCAUUGUAUAUAUCUGAGGUUGCUCCAACAAAAUAUCGGGGUGCCCUAGGGUCCUUUAGUCAAAUUGGCACUUGCCUUGGCAUUAUUGCUUCACUAUUUCUUGGAAUUUCUUCUGAGAACGAUCCACAUUGGUGGAGGACAAUGCUGUAUAUUGCAAGUAUCCCUGGUUUUAUUGUUGCACUUGGUAUGCAAUUUUCUGUUGAUAGUCCACGCUGGCUUUGCAAGACUGGGAGAAUAAAUGAUGCUAAAACAGUAGUACGUGAGCUUUGGGGAGCAUCUGAAGUUGAGAGUGCAAUUAAAGAAUUCCAGUCUGUUAGCAAGAAUGAUGGUAGGGAUUUGGACAGCAGAUGGUCAGAGAUUUUGGAGGAGCCACAUUCUAGAGUUGCCUUCAUUGGAGGUACUCUUUUCGUACUUCAGCAGUUUUCAGGCAUAAACGGAGUUCUUUAUUUUUCAUCACUGACAUUUCGAGAUGUUGGAGUUCAAAGCAGUGCAUUAGCAAGCUUGUUUGUUGGGCUAACUAACUUUGCAGGUGCACUUUCUGCUUUAUACUUGAUCGAUAGAGAAGGGAGACAAAAACUUUUGAUUGGAAGCUACUUAGGAAUGGCAAUGUCAUUGUUUCUUGUGGUAUGUGCUGUGAUCUUUCCAUUGGAUAAGCAACUCAACGACAACUUAUCAAUAAUAGGAACUAUCAUGUAUAUAUUCUCUUUUGCAAUUGGAGCUGGCCCAGUAACUGGCAUCAUUAUACCAGAGCUUAGUAGUACCAGGACACGAGGGAAGAUCAUGGGGUUCAGUUAUUCAACCCAUUGGGUAUGCAACUUUGUGGUGGGAUUGUUCUUCCUUGAGAUGGUGGAGAAAUUUGGAGUUGCACCAGUAUAUGUCAGCUUUGGAGCAGUUUCCCUGUUAGCCGCAUUAUUUGCCUAUUACUUCAUAGUAGAAACUAAGGGGCGCUCUCUAGAAGAAAUUGAAAGGUCCUUAAACCCAAAAGCUUGACCAUUGAUAAAUUUGUAUACCAAUCUACGGGAUGUACAUUGUACAGUAUGAGAGUGUUUCUUUACGUGAGAAUUGUGGGAAUAAAUUAUGAUCAUUAGACCUAAUCACGAAUGGUCAAUAUUAAAAUUCAAGUUGGUGAACAACCCUUCUCAGGGAUAUCCCCUUGCAUGCAUACCUGUAACUGAGGCUCUGCUGGUAUCUCCAAGACUCCAACAUGGCAUUGGCGCCCUACCCGGCAGUCCAAAGGUGCUUUUUCUUUCUUAAAAAAAAGAGCUUACCUGAUAAAGUACAAGAUGCGGGAGACUGCUUUCAUGAUGAGAUCCUUAACAAUGUAAAAUUCCAAUAAACUCUGUAAAUUUUUAUUAUCCAUCCUUAACUGGUUUUACUUCUUAUCAACCUAUGGUGAAAUUUUGAUGUUUUGUA
Messenger RNA from Lotus japonicus, 2083 nucleotides. RefSeq names its product probable plastidic glucose transporter 1. Gene Ontology annotation, cellular component: membrane. The transcript has 11 exons. NCBI's taxonomy places the organism in Eukaryota, Viridiplantae, Streptophyta, Magnoliopsida, Fabales, Fabaceae. Gene Ontology annotation, molecular function: hexose transmembrane transporter activity. The record is from RefSeq and is a predicted model, not a curated record. The coding region runs from base 56 to 1660 and encodes 534 amino acids. Gene Ontology annotation, biological process: monosaccharide transmembrane transport.